CGUCAGAAACGUCCGAUGACCUCAACCUUGAGGCUCGAGUGCAGUUGUGUCAGUUGUUAGAGAGUCUCGCAGGUGAUGAUUACUGGGUUCACUAUGAGAGUGUUACUACUUUAUAUUGUUGCAGUCUUGUUUCUCCAUAUUAUACAAGGACAAGAUGUCGGCUGCACAAUCGAUAGCAAAACAUUUUCCAUUGGCGAGUCUUAUAUCCCGCCAGGAGAGUGCUACAACAGUACCUGUUUGGGAAACGACAAUUGGAGUGACCAGCCAUGCCCCACAAUUUCGGAAGUCCCCCUAGGAUGGACAACUGCAGUCGUUAAAAAUGAUUUGACCAAACCUUACCCAGACUGCUGCCCUACUCUCGAACCUCUAUUUAGAGAUAUCUGGGAUACUAAAAACUAUCCGAAGACCAAUGUACCCAUCGAGAUCAGCUACAAGGAUCAGUACUGGGUACAGUACGGGAACGAUUUGUCACCCCUUGACACAGUCACAGCUCCCGAUGUGAACUAUGCAGCAGAUCCCACAAGUUGGUACACCCUCAUCAUGGUGGACAUUGACUACAAUAAUCCAGGCAAGCAAACUCUACUCUGGCUGGUAGGAAAUAUUCCGGGGAACGACGUCUCUACUGGAGAAAUCCUUACAUCCUACACCAUGCCGGUGCCCCAGAGGGGCACUGACUUCCACCGAUAUGUCUUUUUUGUACUCGAGCAGCCAAGGAAACUGGAUUUUGACGAAGAGGAACUGUCAAACUCAAAUUAUGGAACACGAAGGGAGUUCUCUAUAACAGAUUUCACGUUAAAGUACAAUCUCAAUGAUGUCAUAGGAUUCAAUUUUUUUCGUGCCAGCUGGGACGCCGUACUACCCCCUUGCUGCAAGAAACCGUAGUUAAUGAAGCUGCUUAAGGGGGACCACCCCAGGAAGAUCCAUAGUUUAGUUCAGCUCACUCACUAUAAAUGUAAACUAAUUGAAAGCAAUAAACAAUGCUUACACAGAACAGUUUAUUGCACUAUUUUUCAUACAGUAAUAUCAGAUGAUACUAAUAUAGUGUGGAUCCACAGAUUCCUAAAAAUAUAGUAAUCCAAGUCACUCAUAAUUGUGCCAGGAUUACAUUAGCCAGUAUUACAGUCAGUGAAAUAUAUGUAUAUCCAUGAUACUCGUAGUGUCAAAUUGGUUAAACAGAAACAAUGUUUCAUGUGAAUGAACUUAAAUUGAAGGAAAAUAUAUUUCUGUAUUACAUAGAUCAACAAAUAUAAACCAUCUAUAAACUAUUGAUAUUAUUUUUCGUUUAUACUAUGUAAUUUAAGAUUGAAUGAAUCCAUCAUCAGUCUAUCAUGUACGUACAAUAUUAGUAGGUAGAGUUAAAAUAUAUUAUAAACUGAGUAAUAUCUGAAUAAUAUAAAAAGAGUUUUUUAAGUUUUGAGCGCAACGUGGUAAGUGUUUUAAAUUCGUGGUUGUAGGUAAUAAGUAAUAAAUAAACAUUUCAUUCACAAAAAAAUUGUUUUAAUAAGUACUAGAUACACCAUGUUAUAAUUUUAAACAAAGUUGCCCAAUGAAAAAUUGUUAUUAUCACAUAGUAGUUUGUUUUAUAAAUGUGACUAAAUAAAAUGUAGAAUAGGCUAUGUUUAUAGUUUUAUUGACUAUACAAAUUAUUAUUCAUACUAAAUCUUCUUAUUUUAAAUCAGAUAUUUUUUAUUAGUUAGUUAUAGGGAACCGCCAUUACUUUUGACCUUAGCAAAAUUUAAAUCACAUUGUUAAGCACUUUGAUUCAAUGUAUUUUAUAACUGAUCAAACUUUUAGAAUUUAAUAUUGCAUUCAUCUAACUAUUUAAUAUAUUUUAAUGCUCAUCUAAAUUAACUGAUUACUCAUUACUGAGCAGCAUAGUUUUGAUUAUCUAACUUUUGGAAAAAAUGUAUUUAUCUUUUUUAGCUAAACUAUAAUGAAGCAUAAUGCAAAAAUAACUUGUAGUCAUUAGUAACUAUACAAAUAUAUGUAGUAUUAAUGUGGUAUAUUUAAUGCAAUCGUCACUGCGGAGGGGCUGCAUGUCCACAGCAUUGCGGGUAUGGCUUGGUAGAGUCCUCAGGCACAAAGGUCCAACCCUCAGGCAAGCCAACGAAACCACAUCUGGAAAUUAAAUUUCUGAAAUAAAAUACUAAAUCUU
Molecule: messenger RNA, 2155 nt
Organism: Homalodisca vitripennis (glassy-winged sharpshooter)
Lineage: Eukaryota; Metazoa; Arthropoda; Insecta; Hemiptera; Cicadellidae
Product: protein D1-like
Exons: 4
Coding region: 76-882 (268 amino acids)
Source: RefSeq, a predicted model, not a curated record